Molecule: messenger RNA, 1466 nt
Organism: Phalaenopsis equestris
Lineage: Eukaryota; Viridiplantae; Streptophyta; Magnoliopsida; Asparagales; Orchidaceae
Exons: 2
Coding region: 60-1385 (441 amino acids)
Source: RefSeq, a predicted model, not a curated record
UGGCUCCGCAGACUGGAUUGGUUUCUCCAAGUUUUUCAUAGUUUAGCGAGUGAUAAGCCAUGGGGAGCGCUGCUCUCUUGAAGCAAAAAAGUAAGAAGGAAGAGAAAGAGAAGGAUAGAAUGCCCAGCGUUUGGCUUUCUCUCAAGAGAUCUCUACAGUGCAAACCAGAGCCAGGCGAAGUCAUUAACCCAGAAGCUAGAAGCCAUAGUUGUUCCAUUCUCAGCAGGACGCUUAGUAGGUCUGGCUGCUCAAGAUCCAUAGCCAGUCUCAAGGAUGUCAUCCAUGGAAGUAAACGACACUUGGAAAGACCACAGAGUUGCAGUCCAAAGUCUAUUGGAAGCAGUGAGUUCCUCAACCCAAUAACACAUGAAGUCAUUAUGAACAAUUCUAAGUGUGAGCUAAGGAUUACCAGCAUCCAUGGCCGCUGCGAGGAAGACACAGGAGGUAUGAGUUCUCCCAUUGAGGGUACUUUGAGGCCAGGGACUCCAGGGCCUUUGAGGGGGGUGGGUAGUCUUACUCCUCCGAGAAGAUCACCUGUUUGGAUUGUUGGUAAGAGAGAGGGCAAUGGAUAUUUUCGAUCAAGUCUUUCUGGUUCCUUAGUUGGAAAUAAUGGAGGUGAUAUGGGAGUUCAUGGUGGUUUUACGCCCAGGACUUCGGUUGAGUAUACUGCUUAUUAUGUGGCGUGUCAGAAAUGUGGAGAACAGCUUUUGAAGUUUGAGGAUUUGGAAGCUCAUCAUUUAUCCAAACAUGCAGUUACUGAAUUAGUAGAAGGCGACUCCUCCAGGAAAAUUGUGGAAAUAAUCUGCAGAACAAGUCUUUUAAAAUCUCAGAUCAGUUGUGGCCGAAUCGACAGAAUCUUCAAAGUUCACAACACACAGAAAACUCUUGCUCGCUUCGAAGAACAUCGAGAAAUGAUCAAAAACAAGGUCAGCAAACUUCCUAAGAAACAUCCUCGUUGCCUUGCUGAUGGAAACGAGCUUCUAAGAUUCCAUGGCACUACAGUCGCCUGCAAUAUCGCCAUUAAUGGGUCUUCAAGCCUCUGCGCUUCACAGAAAUGCAGAGUUUGUCAAAUCAUAAGGCACGGAUUCUCAGCAAAAGAGGACCUCCGGGGAGGAAUUGGAGUUUUUACAACUUCAACAAGUGCGAGAGCUAUUGAAUCGAUUGAGUUAUGUGAUGACGAUUCUUCAAUAAAGAAGGCAUUGUUGGUUUGCAGGGUUAUUGCAGGGAGAGUUCACAGGCCAUUAGAAAACUUUCAGGAGAUUGCUGGCCAAUCUGGUUUUGAUUCUUUGGCUGGGAAAGUUGGUCUCUAUUCGAAUAUUGAAGAGCUCUAUUUGCUAAAUCCUUUGGCUCUCCUACCUUGCUUUGUGGUAAUUUUUAAGGUUUGAAGGAGUUCAAUAGUUGUUAUUUAUUGUAAUAUUUGAGGUCUGCUCUAAUUGCGUUUGAAUAUUAUAGUGAUGAAUAUAAUA